AUGCCAUCUCUUUACCACGCCUCAGCCAGCCAGAACCGAAGCUCCAUCGAGUCAUCUGGGCUUCGGCCGAACCCAGGUCGGUUGGGCAACCAUGUCUAUGCCACCUUCACUGAGGGCCAGGCCCGGAAGAUUGCAGAUCACUACGAGCAGCGCACCGGCCGUCCCCAAGAUGUGUGGCGCUUUGACGUGCCCACCUCUGGGUUGCAAAAGGUGGAGGAGCACCCCAGCUGGGCUGGCAUGAGUUCCUUCAAGGAGGUGUGUGUGGAUCAUGUGCCGGCGCACCAGCUGAGGCGUGUGUCUGGUUCGAGCUCGGGGGGUGGACUCAAGUGCCCACAAUGCCAUGUGAACCCAGCUGAGGAUGGCGAGGCUUGCUUCCAAUGCUACAUCAAGCGUGCGGUCGAAGUUAUGAUCGCCAGAAACUCCAACCGGUAG
This is a messenger RNA of Symbiodinium natans, 432 nucleotides long. NCBI's taxonomy places the organism in Eukaryota, Dinophyceae, Suessiales, Symbiodiniaceae. The record is from the annotation of a GenBank genome assembly.